Physeter macrocephalus (sperm whale) is the source of this 1747-nucleotide messenger RNA. It is a transcript of the gene VSIR, whose product is annotated as V-set immunoregulatory receptor. The coding region runs from base 139 to 1074 and encodes 311 amino acids. Gene Ontology annotation, cellular component: plasma membrane. Gene Ontology annotation, biological process: regulation of immune response; negative regulation of alpha-beta T cell activation. The transcript is spliced from 7 exons. Lineage: Eukaryota; Metazoa; Chordata; Mammalia; Artiodactyla; Physeteridae. The record is from RefSeq and is a predicted model, not a curated record.
UCUGCGCUCACUCGCGCGGAGGUUUCCCCGCCGGCCGCGUCCCGUCCGCUCCCUGCGAACCAGGAGUGCCCCCUGCGCGCCCCCGGGCUCCGCUCCGGCCCGGCUGCGCCAGACGCAGCUCUGCCCGACGGCGGCGACAUGGGCGUCCCCCCAGUCCCGGAGGCUGGCAGCUGGCGCUGGGGGCCUGUGCUCCUCGCCUUCUUCCUGGCUGCCUCCCGAGGUCUGGUGGCAGCAUUCAAGGUCGCCACGCCGUAUUCCCUGUAUGUGUGUCCCGAGGGACAGAACGUCACUCUCACCUGCAGACUCUUGGGCCCCCUGGCCAAAGGGCACGACGUGACCUUCUACAAGACCUGGUACCGCAGCUCGCGGGGUGAGGUGCAGGCCUGCUCGGAGCGCCGGCCCAUCCGCAACCUCACGUUCCAGGACCUUCACCUGCACCACAGCGGCCACCAGGCCAACUCCAGCCAGGAUCUGGCCCAGCGCCAUGGGCUGGAGUCAGCCUCUGACCACCACGGCAACUUCACCAUCACCAUUCGCAACCUGACCCUGCUGGACGGCGGCCUCUACUGCUGCCUGGUGGUGGAGAUCAGGCACCACCACUCGGAGCAGCGGCUCUACGGAGCCAUGGAGCUGCAGGUGCAGGGAGGCGAAGAAGCACCAUCCAAGUGCCUUGUGUACCCACCCUCCUCCAAGGAGAGUGAAAGCAUCACGGCUGCUGCCCUGGCUACCAGUGCCUGCAUCGUGGGGAUCCUCUGCCUCCCCCUCAUCCUGCUUCUGGUCUACAAGCAAAGGCAGGUGGCCUCCAACCGCCGUGCCCAGGAGCUGGUGCGGAUGGACAGCAACAACACUCAAGGAAUCGAAAACCCUGGCUAUGAGAUCUCUCCACCUUCCCAUGGGAUGCCAGAGACCAAGCCCAGGCAACCCCUGACCUAUGUGGCCCGGAGGCAACCUUCUGAGUCUGGGCGGCAUCUGCUGUCUGAGCCCAACACUCCUCUGUCUCCACCAGGCCCCGGGGAUGUCUUCUUCCCCUCCCUAGACCCUGUCCCUGACUCUCCAAACUCUGAGGCCAUCUAGACCAGCUGGGGGCCGUGGGCAGUUGCGGCUGGGCCAGGGGCAGGUGCAUUUGAGCUAGGGCUGGCCCUCUGAGUGGUCCCUUGGCCUUGGCCCUGGUUUCUUUCCUCCGGCUCUAAGCUCAGACUCUUUGAAAUACCCCUGAUGGCCAGACCCUCAGCCUCUCUGGAUGCUACGUGGCAGAAGGGAGAAGGUGUUGGAUCGCUCAGCCCCUGUCUCAAGGAUGGCGGGGUGCUGGGAUCCCACCCCAGAGACCUGAAAUUCACCAGCUACUGAUGCCAAAGGACCUCCAUCUUAGAAGCCCCAGAACUGCCAGCUGUGUGGCAACCUCUCUCCCUGGGACAUAAGCCUUGGGACCUGAGAGCAGAGAUGUGGGCACCGGGCAGACUUCCCAGUGCCACCCUCCAGGCAUGAGACAGGACAAGAUGUGGAGAGACUCCUCCCCACUGUGGUGGAUCCAGCUCCCCCAUCUCGCCUGAGACUGCUCAUCUGUCAAACCUCUUUGUAAUCAUGAGGCUCUGGGGCUGGGCCUGCAUGACCCUGGGCCGUGGGAGCCUUCCCCAGCUGCCUUCUACCAGCCAAGUCUGAGGAGCCGUCAACAGCUUACACAAAUCUGGGGCACCCACUGCCUGCGCUCUGGUCCCCAGAAUUCAUUGGCCAGAAGCCCCCAAGCGGG